CAUCCUAAAAAUUGAGCUAGUGAACUACAAGUGAUGGCUACCACAACCAAAACACGAUUUCCACUUUUGUUAUUGCUUGGAAUUAUAUUCCUAGCCUCAGUUUGUGUCUCUUAUGGCAUUGUCCAAUAUGAACAGGGGAACCCCUGUCUUAAGAAGUGCAUGCAGCGAUACAACAAAGUGAAUGAAGCAUUUAAACGCCGUGAGGAGGAAGAAUAUGAAGAACGUUCAGAACAUAGUGUACCUGGACAAAGAGAACGAGGUCGCCAAGAGGGUGAGAAGGAGGAAGAGCAUCGGGAACAACGGAGAUCUCGACGUGAAAGUGAAAGGGAAAGGGAAGAAGAUGAGCAAAAACAGCGUCAUCCUCACCAUGAAAGAGAGGAAGAGGAGGACGAAGAGUUUAGAGAACGGCGUCAUCGUGGAGAUACAGAAGAGACGAGGUUCAGGCGAAGAAAGGAGAGGAGGCAAGAGCAACAAGAAAAAAAGAGUGAGAGUAAAGAAGAUGAAGAAGAAAGUUCUUCAGAGUCACAAGGACGGAGGAACCCCUUUUUCUUUAGGUCUAACAAAUUCCAAACUAUAUUCGAGAACCAACACGGUCACAUUCGUCUUCUUCAAAAUUUCGACAAACGUUCUAACUUAUUUCAAAAUCUUCAAAACUACCGCUUUUUGGAGUAUAAGGCCAGACCUCACACACUUCUACUCCCCCAACACAUAGAUGCUGACUUCAUCCUUGUAGUUCUUAGCGGGAAAGCCAUACUUACUGUGUUGAACCCCAACGACAGAAACUCGUUCAACCUUGAACGUGGCGAUACUAUCAAACUCCCUGCAGGCACCACUGCUUAUUUAGCUAACCAUGACGAUGAGGAGGAUCUGAGAGUAGUAGAACUCGCCAUACCUGUUAACAGACCUGGUAAAUUUCAGUCUUUCUUCCCAUCUAGCAAUCAAAACCAACAAUCCUACUUCAAUGGGUUCAGCAAGAGUAUUCUAGAGGCAUCCUUCAAUACAAAAUAUGAGACCAUAGAGAGGGUUCUCUUAGAAGAGCAAGAGCCAGAACAAAGCAGAGGACGUAGGGGAAGUGAAGAAAGCGAAGAAGGAGAUGCAAUUGUUAAAGUGUCAAGGGAACAAAUUGAGGAACUAAGUAAACAUGCCAAAUCAAGCUCAAGGAAAAGCAUAUCCUCAGAAUCGGAACCAUUUAACUUGAGAAGUCGAAACCCCAUUUAUUCCAACAAAUUUGGCAAAUUCUUUGAGAUUACUCCAGAGAAAAGCCCACAACUUCAAGACUUGAAUAUAUUUGUCAGUUGCGUGGAGAUUAAUGAGGGAGGUUUGAUGUUGCCACACUUCAAUUCAAGGGCCAUAGUUGUUCUAUUUAUUAAUGAAGGAAAAGGACACCUUGAACUUGUUGGUCUAAGAAAUGAGCAACAAGAACAACAACAAGAGGAAGACGAGGAGCAAGAAGAAGAAGAGAGAAACAACCAAGUGCAGAGGUUUAGAGCCAGGUUGUCUCCAGGUGAUGUUUUCAUCAUUCCAGCAGGUCAUCCAGUUGCUGUAAAUGCUUCCUCAGAUCUCAACUUUGUAGGGUUUGGUAUCAAUGCUGAGAACAAUCAGAGAAACUUCCUUGCAGGUGAGGACGACAAUGUGAUAAGUCAAAUACAAAAUCCAGUUAAAGAACUUACAUUCCCUGGAUCUGCUCAAGAAGUUAAUAGGCUAAUUAAGAAUCAGAGACAAUCUUACUUUGCAAAUGCUCAACCACAACAAAGGGAGGAGGAAAGCCAAAGAAGAAGGGGUUCCUUAUCUUCAAUUUUGGGCGGCUUUUACUAAGUGAUCAACUAUGUCUCUAAUAAUAAACAUGUAUGUUGUAAGAGCUAGCUAGCUCAUAGAGAGUGGAGAAUCAAUGUGUAUGCUCUUGUAACUAUAACUUGAGCUCCAUCUUUCUGAUAUGAAUAAAUAAAUUAUGAGUAAAGUUGUGUCCCA
Messenger RNA from Cicer arietinum (chickpea), 1968 nucleotides. Its product is annotated as vicilin-like. The record is from RefSeq and is a predicted model, not a curated record. NCBI's taxonomy places the organism in Eukaryota, Viridiplantae, Streptophyta, Magnoliopsida, Fabales, Fabaceae.